Molecule: messenger RNA, 825 nt
Organism: Diaporthe amygdali
Lineage: Eukaryota; Fungi; Ascomycota; Sordariomycetes; Diaporthales; Diaporthaceae
Exons: 2
Coding region: 1-825 (274 amino acids)
Source: RefSeq, a predicted model, not a curated record
AUGUUCACCACAAUGGGCCUCCCUCCAAUCUUCCCCGACUUCGCCAGCCACGCGCCUCCGGCCCUGUCGAGCCCUUCAGCCCACCGACCUGCCAUCUCCUCGCCCUUGUCGUCCAGCCCCAUUCGCGCGACAACGCCGCCGCCACUGUCGGCCUGCGACGCCAACGCGCGGAGGGAGGUCCAGUCGUCGCCCAUAUCCGCGUCUUCGUCCUCGUGGGCGGGCCACACCAAGCCCACUAGCAGGUUCGCGGCGCGCCCCACGCGGCCGAACCCCGUGGUCAGCCAGAAGCGCGAGGCCGCGCAGGAGAGCAGGCGGAAGCUCUUUCUCAAGAACGUGCGGCAGAGGGCGGACGACAGCCGGUGGGAGAGGAGGGGCGGCGAGCAAGAGUUGCUCAAGCUGGAGUGGUUCUCCUUGAACAAGGACCUGCAGCAAGCAAAGAACGCCGAUGUCGAUGGGCUAGUGUUCGAGUCGGACAUUGAGGAGGCCGCGCGACUGCGGGAGGAGGCCGCCGCCGCCAGUUCAUCAGCCGGCACUUCAACGGUAGCACACGGGCCAAUCAAUCCCGAUGCGGACGAGAUGAUGUUGGACAUGGUUGAACAAGAGCAGCGCGCUGAGGUUGAGGAAUUUGAGGCUAUGAUGGCAUCAAUACAGGACAGCGGUCCUGACGGGCAACAAUGGGGCCAGCAGCAUGAACAAAAGCCGCCUGAUUCACCACAUCUGUCAGAUGAUGAUGACUACGACGCGCUGUUCAUGGACUAUCUCUCCCAGGAGCAACAUGGUAUGGGUCAGGCGCCCUCGUCUUCGGGCGAGAUGGAUUUGUCAUGA